Trypanosoma brucei brucei TREU927 is the source of this 3429-nucleotide messenger RNA. It is a transcript of the gene Tb927.5.930, whose product is annotated as NADH-dependent fumarate reductase. NCBI's taxonomy places the organism in Eukaryota, Euglenozoa, Kinetoplastea, Trypanosomatida, Trypanosomatidae. Gene Ontology annotation, biological process: protein flavinylation. Gene Ontology annotation, molecular function: FMN binding; oxidoreductase activity. Bases 1 to 3429 code for a protein of 1142 amino acids. The record is from RefSeq and is a predicted model, not a curated record. The transcript has a single exon.
AUGGUAGACGGGCGAUCUUCUGCAUCAAUUGUUGCCGUUGAUCCCGAAAGGGCUGCGCGUGAGCGCGACGCAGCAGCGCGUGCCCUUCUUCAAGACAGUCCGCUACACACGACCAUGCAAUAUGCAACGUCUGGUCUUGAGCUUACCGUUCCCUACGCACUUAAGGUGGUUGCCAGUGCUGACACCUUCGAUCGCGCUAAGGAGGUUGCCGAUGAGGUGCUACGCUGCGCAUGGCAACUCGCCGACACCGUGUUGAACAGUUUCAACCCGAACAGUGAGGUUUCACUCGUGGGUCGCCUGCCUGUGGGGCAGAAGCACCAAAUGUCUGCUCCACUCAAGCGUGUGAUGGCAUGCUGCCAGCGUGUGUAUAACUCAUCGGCUGGAUGUUUUGAUCCCUCCACAGCACCCGUCGCAAAGGCGCUGCGUGAGAUUGCACUGGGGAAGGAGCGGAACAAUGCUUGUCUGGAGGCACUUACUCAAGCGUGUACGCUUCCCAACAGUUUUGUGAUCGAUUUCGAAGCUGGAACUAUCAGCCGUAAGCACGAGCAUGCGUCUCUGGACCUAGGUGGGGUUAGCAAAGGUUAUAUCGUUGAUUAUGUCAUUGAUAAUAUCAAUGCUGCUGGAUUUCAAAACGUUUUUUUUGACUGGGGUGGAGACUGCCGUGCGAGUGGUAUGAACGCGCGCAAUACCCCGUGGGUUGUUGGUAUAACUCGCCCUCCGUCCCUUGAUAUGCUCCGCAACCCGCCAAAGGAAGCGUCGUAUAUCAGCGUUAUCUCUCUCGACAACGAGGCCCUUGCCACGAGUGGCGAUUAUGAAAACUUAAUAUACACCGCUGAUGAUAAACCCCUUACCUGCACUUAUGACUGGAAGGCGAAGGAACUGAUGAAACCUUCUCAGUCCAAUAUCGCGCAGGUAUCGGUUAAAUGUUAUAGCGCCAUGUACGCUGACGCGCUUGCGACUGCGUGUUUCAUAAAGCGGGAUCCCGCGAAGGUUCGACAGCUGCUGGACGGUUGGCGUUACGUGCGUGAUACAGUGAGAGAUUACAGGGUCUACGUUCGUGAAAAUGAGCGAGUAGCGAAGAUGUUUGAAAUCGCCACAGAGGAUGCGGAAAUGAGGAAGAGGCGGAUCAGCAACACACUUCCCGCUCGUGUCAUUGUGGUGGGCGGUGGUCUCGCGGGUUUGUCCGCGGCCAUCGAAGCUGCAGGAUGCGGUGCUCAGGUUGUGCUUAUGGAGAAGGAGGCGAAGCUCGGAGGCAACAGCGCCAAGGCGACAUCUGGUAUCAACGGAUGGGGCACACGUGCUCAGGCGAAGGCAAGCAUUGUGGAUGGUGGGAAAUACUUCGAGCGUGACACAUACAAGUCUGGUAUCGGGGGUAACACCGAUCCUGCCCUUGUGAAGACACUUUCUAUGAAAAGUGCUGACGCUAUUGGGUGGCUGACCUCGUUGGGUGUACCGCUGACGGUAUUGUCACAGCUUGGGGGUCACAGCCGCAAGCGCACACAUCGGGCACCGGAUAAGAAAGAUGGUACACCUCUACCUAUCGGAUUUACAAUCAUGAAAACCCUCGAGGAUCACGUGCGUGGUAACCUUUCUGGCCGCAUCACCAUAAUGGAAAACUGCAGUGUAACGUCGUUGCUCAGUGAGACGAAGGAACGGCCAGAUGGCACUAAACAGAUACGAGUUACUGGUGUGGAGUUCACGCAGGCUGGCAGUGGGAAGACGACCAUACUUGCAGAUGCUGUCAUCCUUGCCACUGGUGGAUUUUCUAACGACAAAACUGCAGACUCCCUGCUUCGUGAGCACGCCCCGCACUUGGUCAACUUCCCUACGACGAAUGGCCCGUGGGCGACAGGUGAUGGCGUGAAACUUGCACAGCGACUUGGCGCUCAACUGGUGGAUAUGGACAAGGUCCAGUUGCAUCCGACAGGCCUCAUCAACCCGAAGGAUCCAGCGAACCCUACAAAGUUCCUUGGACCUGAGGCGCUACGUGGAUCCGGUGGCGUUUUGUUAAACAAGCAAGGCAAGCGCUUCGUUAAUGAACUUGACCUCCGUUCUGUGGUAUCGAAAGCCAUCAUGGAACAGGGUGCGGAAUAUCCUGGAUCGGGUGGUAGCAUGUUCGCCUACUGUGUGUUGAAUGCUGCGGCGCAGAAGCUCUUUGGUGUCAGCUCACACGAGUUCUACUGGAAGAAGAUGGGUCUCUUCGUGAAGGCUGACACCAUGAGGGACCUCGCUGCACUCAUUGGGUGCCCAGUGGAAUCUGUGCAGCAGACGCUGGAGGAGUACGAGCGGCUCUCCACAUCACAGCGUUCCUGCCCCAUCACGCGCAAGAGCGUCUAUCCGUGCGUGCUCGGCACUAAGGGCCCCUACUACGUCGCCUUCGUGACACCUUCGAUUCACUACACAAUGGGUGGAUGUCUCAUCUCGCCUUCUGCUGAAAUACAAAUGAAGAACACAUCAUCACGCGCUCCACUGAGUCACAGCAACCCAAUCCUCGGGUUAUUUGGUGCCGGUGAGGUAACGGGUGGUGUGCACGGUGGGAACCGGUUGGGCGGCAAUUCGCUGCUUGAGUGCGUCGUGUUUGGGAGAAUUGCGGGUGAUCGGGCCUCGACCAUCCUUCAGAGGAAGUCCUCAGCACUUUCCUUCAAGGUGUGGACGACCGUGGUGCUGCGUGAAGUACGCGAAGGUGGUGUGUACGGUGCUGGGUCCCGCGUGCUUCGCUUUAAUUUACCCGGGGCGCUGCAACGGUCUGGUCUGAGCCUCGGCCAAUUUAUCGCAAUUCGUGGUGAUUGGGACGGUCAGCAGUUGAUCGGUUAUUACAGUCCCAUCACGCUGCCAGAUGAUCUUGGCAUGAUCGAUAUACUCGCCCGCAGUGAUAAGGGGACGCUGAGGGAGUGGAUUUCCGCUCUGGAGCCGGGUGACGCUGUGGAGAUGAAGGCAUGCGGUGGUCUGGUGAUUGAGCGCCGCUUAAGCGAUAAGCACUUUGUGUUCAUGGGACACAUUAUCAACAAGCUUUGUCUAAUUGCUGGUGGAACGGGUGUGGCACCGAUGCUGCAAAUAAUCAAAGCAGCCUUUAUGAAACCCUUCAUUGACACAUUGGAGAGCGUUCAUCUCAUCUAUGCCGCGGAGGACGUAACGGAGUUGACGUAUCGCGAGGUGCUGGAGGAGCGCCGUCGUGAGUCACGUGGAAAGUUCAAGAAAACGUUUGUCCUCAACCGGCCCCCGCCCCUAUGGACUGAUGGUGUUGGCUUCAUCGACCGGGGCAUCCUCACAAAUCAUGUGCAGCCGCCAUCUGACAACCUGCUGGUGGCCAUAUGCGGACCACCGGUAAUGCAGCGCAUUGUAAAGGCGACCCUGAAGACUUUGGGCUACAACAUGAACCUUGUGAGGACUGUGGAUGAAACGGAGCCGAGCGGCUCAUCCAAAAUUUGA